This is a messenger RNA of Penicillium expansum, 771 nucleotides long. Its product is annotated as Methyltransferase type 11. The record is from RefSeq and is a predicted model, not a curated record. The transcript is spliced from 3 exons. The coding region runs from base 1 to 771 and encodes 256 amino acids. Lineage: Eukaryota; Fungi; Ascomycota; Eurotiomycetes; Eurotiales; Aspergillaceae.
AUGUCGCAGCAGCAAGAGCAAAAAGACAUCUGGUCAGCCGACCUUUACGGAGAAAAGGUGGCCCCCUUCGUCGCAACUUCGACUGACAAGGUUCUUACCUGGCUAGACCCCAAGCCAACUGAUGAAAUUCUUGAUAUCGGCUGCGGGGAAGGCCCCUUGACAGCCCGCAUAGCUCCCCAUGUCAAACGAAUCGUGGGAAUUGACGGCUCACCCAACAUGAUCGAACACUUCAAGAAGGCCUACCCACACAUUGAGUCGCAUGUUGUCGAUUGCCGACUACUGGAUCAAAAGUCCGACCUCACAACCGGAGGUUUCGAUAAGGUCUUUUCGAACGCCGCCUUGCAUUGGAUUCUGAGAGACCCUAAAACCAGAUCCAAUACAACCAAGGGCUGUUUCGAGGCGCUUAAGCCAGGUGGUCUUCUGGUUAAUGAGUCCGGUGCGUUAGCGAAUAUGGCCGAGGUACAUUCCGCAAUUAUCAGCGGUCUAGUCACUCAAGGUAUUCCCGUGGAGCAGGCGCGAGAGACAUCACCUUGGUGGUUCCCAUCACAGCAGGUUAUGAAGGAGCUUGUUGAAGGAGUGGGGUUUAAGAUUUGUCUGUUUGGUGAGCCCUUUCUUGCACUCCUGCCAACGACUGAAGCACGCGAUGCAGCUGUCAAACACGCCGUUGAAGUUCUCGAAGCUGUUGGCAGACAGCAACAUGAUGGUUCUUUUACUGUCAAUUACAUUCGCCUUCGCUUCGUUGCUCAAAAAGCUAGAGUAAAAACACCUUAG